Messenger RNA from Adineta steineri, 459 nucleotides. The record is from the annotation of a GenBank genome assembly. Lineage: Eukaryota; Metazoa; Rotifera; Eurotatoria; Adinetida; Adinetidae.
AUGAACAACAGCUAUAUUUCAUCUUUCUCCAAUGAUUAUCCUUUCGAAUAUUCUUCACCAUUAAUAUCUACAUAUUAUUAUUCAUCAUCUACUCCUUGUCCUAUUCAUUCGUCUUAUCCAAUCUAUUCAUCUCCAACACAGUCAAUUAAUACAUCUUCCCCUACAUAUUCACAUUAUCGACAACAAAUACAAACAUUCUUUCCUUCUGUUGAACAACCUACUACUACUACUACUUUUGAUAUUGCUGAUCGAACACCACUUCGUCAACAUAAAUGUUUUAAGAAGAAUGAACUUGAAAUACUUCAUCAAAUCUACAUACAAAAUGCAUAUCCAUCUAUUGAUAUUCUCCAACAAUUAUCUGAACAACUAAAAGUAUCUGUUGAUAAAAUUCGUCAAUGGUUUAAAAAUCGACGUCAUAGUGAUAAACGAAAGAAGCAAAAAUCAAAUCCACGAAUAUAA